AUGUCGUCGUCCGACAUUUCGAGUGCCGCCCACGCGGUAUCGGAGAGCUUGUCGGCCACAAUGAAAGCUUCUCCCGAGGCCCUGCCGUCCGCGUUCACACGCGCGCAGGAGGUCGUCGCAGCUCAGGGAUCGUCUAGCUGGUUAGGGCUUUUUGGCCGGUUGAUCCUCGCCAUUCUGUCCUUGAUCUCUUCGAUCCUGUACUGGGCGAUUCGAAUCGUUACCAUUACAAUUCCUACCGUCCUCUUCACCUUGUUCUCAACAAGCUGGACUGUGACGAUGAACGCCACUACUCUCAUGGUGAUCAUGGUUGCCAUCAUAUCCGCCGUCAGUUGGGUUGUGCGAUAUCGCAUCCUCAACAUGUACUCUCGACUUCCCCCGGAGCCGCAGAGGAAAGAGCCUGACGUCGAUUUAUUCCCCGAAUCCCACGAUGAGGGCAAGAAAUCAGGCCUAUCGAGCUACUUGGACGAGUUCCUCAGUGCCAUCAGAAUCUUUGGCUACCUCGAGCGGCAGGUCUUCCACGAGUUGACCAGAAGCAUGCAGACUCGCAAGCUUAUCGCUGGCGAGACCUUCAACCUGGAAGAGGAGAAGGGAUUCUGUAUUGUCGUCGACGGUCUUGUGGAAAUCUUUGUCAAAUCUGGCCGAAAUGCUAGAGCCAUGGAUCCGGACCCUUGCGACAGCUUCGGGGGCGAUUCUGCCUAUCCUGGAGAAGACGACGAUAUGUCGUCAGCCCCGCAGCAAAGAUACCAACUGCUUACAGAGGUUCGCAAUGGAGCUCCCAUGUCGUCUCUCUUCUCCAUCAUGUCAUUGUUCACGGAAGACGUCAAGCUUCGUUCGACAGAUGACGACACCCCGGAACCCACCUCAGGCAGUGGUGGACUGAGAACAUCACCAUUCCCGCGCACCGCAGGCUUCCGCCGCAUGCCAUCAGACCCUGCCAGUCCGUUCCCAGCAACUCCCGAGUUCCCAGAGAUUUCGGAGGAAAGGACGGGGGUGAGGAUUGAGGAACCUCCCAAGCGGGCCACUACACCCAACCUGCCUGGCAGCGCAAGAAUUCCACCCAUCUCGCUUGACAGCAGCGGCAGUGUCCCCAGUAGUGCUCGCCAGCCGAAGCGCCCUCCACUUCAGAGUCGAGCAACUUCUGGCUCAGCGCACCCAGAUAUCAUUGCAAGAGCAACGGUAGACACGACUAUCGCCAUCAUCCCAGCAAGCGCAUUUCGCCGGCUCACCAAGGUCUACCCCAAGGCCACUUCCCACAUUGUUCAAGUAAUUCUCUCCCGUUUCCAGAGAGUUACAUUGGCCACGGCUUACAAUUACCUGGGGCUCACUGGUGAAGUCCUGCAGACGGAGAAGAACAUGCUUUCUUUCACCUCAUGUCAGUUGCCCAACAUGCUAAGGGGCGAUGCCUUGCAGCGUUUGAAGGAGAAGUUUGAUCGGGAGCGAGAAAGAGUCGGCGGCGAAUCGGAGAGCAAAGGCAUUGCACUGCACAAUGCCAAUGCGCAUCGUCGGCGGAAGUCAACCUCGACUCUCCGCAAGGAUGCAAUGAUGCAUUCCAUGACCACCAAGGAGAGGUCAUUUUCUCAGGUCGCUACAACGAUCGGACCGCCGAGGGAGAGAGCUUCCACUCAGACCAGUCCUGGUGAUCUUUUGGCCAACAUCCAGUCAGCGCGGCAUAUUGGCCACCGACCAUCUGGUUCGGCCAGUGUUCACCUCGAACAAGUCGCUGACGCUCUCCGUCAGGAGGGUACAAGCCCGCUUGCCCAGCGAACCUUCAACCCGUUCACUACCCAGAGGCAGUCUCGAGGCUCGAUCGACGGCCGAGAGUCCCUGGAUGAAGACAACCUUUUCCGACAGUCGAUCCUUGAAUGUAUGUUCAAGGCAAUCGGUCUGAGCAGCAAUGGAAGUGUCUCCCGCGAGGCUGAGUCUGUCGAAGGAUCCCCGCGGCUCUUCUCUUACGACCAGAGGCGAUCGAGACCUGGUCUGGGCAAUAACGCUUUCGGUCUCAUGGGCCCUUUCGAUGCUUCUGGUGAUGGAGACACGGAGUCUAUGACAUCCGGAGGCUUUACACUGAACACACCGCCCAAUGCGCACAUCCUGGCAAGCGAUAUGAAGGAUGAUGUGGAGAUUGUCUUCUUCCCCAAGGGUUCCGUUUUGGUUGAGCAAGGCGAGCGCAAUCCUGGCCUCUACUACGUCGUUGACGGCUUCCUUGACAUUUGCACGUCGAAGGAGGAUACCUCAGCGGACAUUUUGCAGUCCUCAAGCAGAACGACUCUGCACACUGACCACAUGGGUAUGGAUGGGUCUCCUGCGUAUCCACCUGAUCACAUGGACGCGAAGAAGAAGCAGCCUUAUCGUCGCAGUGUGUCACUCAUCAAGCCAGGUGGCCUUGCUGGAUACGUGGGCACAGUAUCGUCGUACCGAUCUUUUAUCGACGUCGUGGCCAAGACGGACGUCUAUGUCGGCUUUCUGCCGCGCUCCGCUCUCGAGAGGAUCGCCGAUCGUUAUCCCAUUGUCCUGCUUACAAUGGCUAAGCGACUGACGAGCUUGCUCCCGCGCCUGAUUAUGCACAUUGACUUUGCUCUUGACUGGGAGCAAGUCGAUGCUGGUCAAGUGCUUUUCCAUGAGGGUGAAGAGAGCGAGGCGAUUCACAUUGUUCUCAACGGCCGACUUCGUCUCGUGCAGGACAGGAAAGACGGUGGUGUUAGUGUGCGAGCCGAGUUCGGUCAGGGCGAGAGUGUGGGUGAACUCGAAGUCUUGACGGAGUCUGUCAGGCCAGGCACACUCCAUGCCAUCCGUCAGACUGAGCUGGUCAAGUUCCCUCGCACACUUUUCAACAGUCUUGCCCAGGAGCACCCGAACAUCACGAUCAAGAUUUCCAAGAUUAUUGCGUCGCGGAUGAGGAACCUUGUAGAUGACCCCUCACAGCUUCUCUCCAAGGAGGCAGGCAACACCAACACAAUCACCAAAGGCUCUUCGUCACUCAACCUGAGGACCGUCGCGAUCUUGCCAGUGACUUCUGGUGUUCCUGUGGUUGAGUUUGGUAAUCGGUUGAUGAACGCCCUGUCUCAAGUUGGUCCUGCAAAUGGUGCCACCUCCCUCAACCAAUCUGCUAUUCUCAACCACCUCGGCAAGCAUGCUUUCAACAAGAUGGGAAAGCUGAAGCUCUCCCAAUACUUGGCUGACCUCGAGGAAAAGUAUGGCCUCGUCGUAUAUGUUGCAGACACCAAUGUCAAUUCUCCGUGGACCCAGACAUGCAUCACUCAGGCUGAUUGCAUCCUCCUUGUUGGUCUUGCCGAAGGAUCUCCGGAGAUUGGAGAGUAUGAGCGUUUCAUGUUGGGCAUGAAGUCGACUGCGAGGAAGCUUCUUGUUCUUCUCCAUUCUGAGAGGUACUCCCAAUCGGGGUUGACUCGAGCCUGGCUGAGGAAUCGUAUGUGGAUCAAUGGUGGACACUACCACGUCCAAAUGGCUCUCGGGGCAAACAUCAUGCCUGCCCAUCCGCCCUCAAAGCGAACCAGCACCUUGAAGGAGCGGGUUCAGAUCAUCCAGGCGGAGAUUCAAAAGUACACGUCGAGAAAGGUUCGGCACAGUCCAUUCUACUCUCCAGAUGCACCUUACAAGGGCGACUUCCAUCGUCUGGCGAGACGUCUCUGCGGCAAAUCUGUUGGCCUCGUCCUAGGUGGUGGCGGCGCAAGAGGCAUCACCCAAAUCGGCAUCAUUCAGGCCAUGGAAGAGUCUGGCAUUCCCAUCGAUGUUGUUGGCGGAACUUCAAUCGGCGCGUUCAUUGGCGCUCUCUACGCCCGUCAUGCCGAUGUUGUUCCCAUCUUCGGCCUCGCCAAGAAGUUUUCUGGCCGCAUGGCCAGCAUGUGGCGUUUCGCUCUCGAUCUCACAUACCCGACUGCAUCUUACACCACGGGACAUGAGUUCAAUCGGGGUAUCUUCAAGACAUUUGGCAAGACUCAGAUUGAAGACUUUUGGCUUGAGUACUACUGCAACACGACAAAUAUCAGCAAAAGCCGAAUCGAAUAUCACACCAGUGGCUAUGCGUGGAGAUACAUCAGAGCUUCCAUGUCACUGGCCGGCUUGCUCCCGCCACUGUGCGAUGAGGGCAGUAUGCUGUUGGAUGGUGGCUACAUUGAUAAUCUGACUGUCUCUCACAUGAAGAGAUUGGGUGUGGACACCAUCUUUUCAGUUGACGUUGGGUCACUGGACGACGAUACUCCACAGGCGUAUGGUGAUUCGCUGUCGGGAGUGUGGGCGUUCUGGAAUAGGUGGAAUCCGUUCUCGGGCACAGCUAACCCGCCGACAUUGGCCGAGAUCCAGGCUAGACUGGCUUACGUGUCUAGCGUCGAUGCCCUGGAACGGGCGAAGACGAUGCCAGGCUGCUUUUACAUGCGGCCUCCGAUUGAUGAUUAUGGCACGCUCGACUUUGGCAAGUUUGACGAGCUCUAUCAAAUGGGGUACAAGUAUGGGCAGGAGUAUUUGCAGAAGCUUAGAAGCGACGGGUCGUUACCAUUCAUGGAAGAAACGGAAGCAAAGAAGGCGAUGCGUAGGACCAUGGCACCCAGAAGAGCCAGCAUCUAG
This is a messenger RNA of Colletotrichum fioriniae, 4578 nucleotides long. RefSeq names its product phosphatidylcholine and lysophosphatidylcholine phospholipase (gene NTE1). NCBI's taxonomy places the organism in Eukaryota, Fungi, Ascomycota, Sordariomycetes, Glomerellales, Glomerellaceae. Gene Ontology annotation, cellular component: endoplasmic reticulum. Gene Ontology annotation, biological process: lipid metabolic process. The record is from RefSeq and is a predicted model, not a curated record. Gene Ontology annotation, molecular function: phosphatidylcholine lysophospholipase A1 activity.